Molecule: messenger RNA, 1328 nt
Organism: Patella vulgata (common limpet)
Lineage: Eukaryota; Metazoa; Mollusca; Gastropoda; Patellidae
Product: UDP-N-acetylglucosamine transferase subunit ALG14 homolog
Exons: 6
Coding region: 323-997 (224 amino acids)
Biological process (GO): dolichol-linked oligosaccharide biosynthetic process
Cellular component (GO): UDP-N-acetylglucosamine transferase complex
Source: RefSeq, a predicted model, not a curated record
ACCGACCUAUUUAGUAGAUCGCCCUCGGUAAUCGCCUCAAAUAUCAGCUGGGCACGUGUCAUUUAAAACACUUCAAGAAACUUCCUAAGCUGACAGAGAAUUAAGUUAAGUGAAUAGUCCUGUAAUUAGUUCGCGACAUGAUGUAUUAACAGAAGAGACUAUUGUUAUAUUGAUUACCAACACAGUUAAUUAAGAUGUUAUCCAGCCUUUAGCAUUAUAAACUUAGCAUCGAUUCAACAUAUAUGAAGAUUGAUAAUAAUUGCAAGAAAAGUCCUUGUUAAUUGAGAAACAUACAGUACUAAUACGAGCUGUCAUAGUGAGAAUGGAUUCUAAUCUAGAGAAAAGUUAUUUUUCACCAAUAUACUAUCUUGUACCAACAUUUACAUUGUUGUAUGUAGCCUACAGAUGGUUUCAGGGUCAAUCACAAACAACCAAGUUUACUGAAGUAAGAACCAAGCCAGCAUCCAUUGUGUCAGUUAUUGGAUCAGGUGGACAUACACGAGAAAUGCUUCGAUUGAUGGGUGCAUUAAGUGGUAAUUAUUCACCUCGGCAUUAUAUUCUAGCAAAUACUGACAGUAUUAGUGAAAGUAAAGUACACGCUAUGGAAGAUGAUCUGCGGAAAAAAAAGAAUUUUAAGACCGAGUAUUUAAUUCACAAGAUACCAAGAUGUCGGGAAGUUAAUCAGUCCUGGUUUACCACAGUAGCUUAUACAAUAUAUAGUAUAUUCUAUUGUAUUCCACUGAUGGUUAUUUGUAGACCAGAAAUAAUAUUAUGUAACGGACCAGGAACCUGUAUACCAGUAUGUUUAGUUGGAUGGAUUAUAAAGUGCUUUGGUAUUGUGCAGACCAAGAUUAUCUACGUUGAAAGUAUAUGUCGUGUGGAUAAACUAUCUAUGACGGCAAGACUUGUGUAUAAAUUUGCAGAUAACAUUAUUGUGCAGUGGCCUGAAUUACAAUCUAAAUAUCCGAAAUGUGAAUAUUAUGGAAGACUUGUGUAAUAAAACUUUAAUAUUCGGUCAUUAAUCAUUUUCAUAAGACUUUACUGUGAUAAUAUGUGCAAAUGAGAUUUCCUUGGGACAUGUUAGAACUAUAUCAGGAUUAAAUACUAAGUGAUUAUUAUGCUUUUUCUCAUCAAUGAUAACUAAUUCAUAUGGUAAAUAUUUAACAUGUCCCCUUGUAAUAGGUUGAAUGUAUUUAUUGUAUAAGUGUGUUUUUGUAAGAGAUUAUUUUAUUUUAUAUCAGUCUAUUGAAAUGAUGCAAAAAUCAAUUCAUUCCAUAAGUAUUGUUAAGUCAUGGUAAAAGUGUAAUAAUAAAGAGCUAUAUACAUAA